Molecule: messenger RNA, 4686 nt
Organism: Sciurus carolinensis (gray squirrel)
Lineage: Eukaryota; Metazoa; Chordata; Mammalia; Rodentia; Sciuridae
Biological process (GO): proteolysis; virion assembly; DNA integration
Molecular function (GO): nucleic acid binding; RNA-DNA hybrid ribonuclease activity; aspartic-type endopeptidase activity
Source: RefSeq, a predicted model, not a curated record
AUGGCGCAUACUGAUGACGAGGUCAAAUCCCACAUCUUCACCCCAGGCCCUAGAGGACAUCUUAGCCAAGUUCCAUACAUCGUGACUUGGGAAAGCCUGGUUUUUGACCCACCACUAUGGGUCGCCCCCUUCGCUACCCCAAAACCUCUCCCCUCUUCCCUUCCUAAUGAGGCCGCCGAACCCCUGCUCGCUCCCGCCCCGCAGCCUCCAGCCCCUCCCCUCCCUCCUUCCACUCCUCUUAUUCCAGUCCCUCCUCAGACCGCCCAAACCUCUAGACUGUACCCUAUACUGGAUAAAUCCAAGCUCUCCGUUUCUCCUAAGCCAAAACCUUGGGCUGUCCUUCCGCCCGAGGAAAAUACCUUAAUAGAUCUACUAACAGAAGAACCCCCACCUUACCCUCCUCAACCUCUCCCCAAUACCAAUCCUCAUCCGGAUUCCUCCGAGGAGGAUGAGGAACCCCCAACUGCCGGGACCCUCCCAGACCCCUCUCCAAUGGUGGGAAGACUCAGAGGGCGCAAGGAGCCUACAACUUCUAGGGAAACCUCCAAGGUUUUCCCCUUAAGACAGACUGGAGGCCCCAAUGUGACCCACCAACCGACUUGGGAUGACUGCCAACAGCUUCUCCAGACUCUCCUCACAUCUGAGGAAAGGCAAAAAGUCUUAUUGGAAGCCCGUAAAAAUGUUCCUGGGGACAAUGGACGUCCCACACAGCUCCCCAAUCUGAUUAAUGAGGCUUUUCCCUUGAGACGGCCUGACUGGGAUUACAACACCGAUGAAGGUAGGAACCACCUACGUCUCUAUCGCCAGUUACUCAUAGCGGGUCUCCAUGGGGCCGGACGAAGGCCCACCAAUUUGGCUCAGGUAAGGCAAACUGUUCAAAGGGCGGACGAAACCCCUACUGCCUUUCUAGAAAGGUUGAAGGAGGCAUAUCGCAGGUUUACUCCUUUCGACCCAGAUAGUGAGGAACAGAAAGGCAAUGUCUCUAUGGCAUUCAUCUGGCAAUCUGCCCCUGACAUUAGAAGCAAGCUACAAAGGUUGGACAAUCUGCAGGAUUUCUCCCUAGCAGAUUUGUUAAAGGAAGCAGAAAAGAUUUAUAAUAAGAGGGAAACUCCAGAAGAGAAAGAAGAAAGGAUUAGGAAAAUGCAGGAAGAAAGGGAUUUAAAAUACCGAGAGGAAUUAGAUAAGAGGGAUCAAAAGCAUGAUAAAGAAAUAAGUAAAGUACUGGCCGCAAUAGCUCAGACAGGGUCACAAGAGGUUAAAUCAGGGAGAGAAAGGGGACGAAGCAGGCCCCAUGUGGAAAACGACCGAUGCGCCUACUUGGACACAGGAGCCCAACAUUCGGUGCUGACGCAGGACCCCGGACUCCUAAGUGGAAGGACAACAUGGGUCCAAGGAACCACCGGAUGUAAACCGUAUCAAUGGACCACUAAAAGAGAAGUCCACCUUGCCUCAGGUAAGGUCUCCCAUUCAUUCCUGCAUGUGCCCGACUGUCCAUACCCAUUACUAGGAAGAGACUUACUGACCAAACUAAGCCCCAUAGUGAUCACACUUAAGACCACCGCAAUUCCUAUCAAUAUUAAACAAUACCCCAUGUCAAGAGAAGCUUAUCUAGGCAUUAAACCGCAUAUCAAGCGGCUCCUAGAUCAAGGCAUACUGACACCUUGCUGAUCACCCUGGAACACCCCCUUACUCCCAGUCAAAAAGCCAGGGACUCAAGACUAUCGCCCGGUCCAGGACUUAAGGGAAAUAAACAAGAGAGUGUAAGACAUUCACCCCUCAGUGCCCAACCCUUACAACCUUCUCAGUACCUUGCCCCCCACUCAUACCUGGUAUACUGUCUUAGAUUUAAAGGAUGCAUUCUUCUGUUUGAGGUUAAGUUCCCAGAGCCAAGCCCUAUUUGCAUUUGAAUGGAAGGAUCCUGAGGAAGGACUUUCAGGACAAUUGACCUGGACCCGGUUACCACAAGGAUUUAAGAAUAGUCCAACACUUUUUGACGAAGCCCUACAUCAGGACUUGGCCGACUUUCGGGUAAGACACCCCUCCUUGAUAAUGCUCCAAUAUGUGGAUGACAUCUUAUUGGCAGCCACUUCCAAGGAGGAAUGCCUGGAAGGAACGAAAGCGUUAUUGCAAACCCUAGGGCAACUAGGGUACCGGGCAUCAGCCAAAAAGGCACAAAUUUGUCAAACCAAAGUUACUUACCUUGGUUAUGAGUUACAUGAUGGCCAAAGGUGGCUAACCUCAGCCAGAAAAGAGACUAUUUCAAGCAUCCCAGUCCCCAGGAACCCUAAACAGCUGCGGGAAUUUCUGGGAACUGCAGGAUUUUGCAGGCUAUGGAUUCCUGGGUUCGCGGAAAUCGCAGCCCCUUUGUAUCCACUGACGAAACAAAACAACCCUUUUACUUGGACUGAGAAACAACAGAUGGCAUUUGAUCAAAUCAAAUUAGCCCUCCUGUCUGCCCCUGCCUUAGGUCUACCAGAUGUCACCAAACCCUUCGAUCUGUUUGUAGACGAGAAACAAGGCUAUGCUAAAGGGGUCCUAACCCAGAAAUUAGGACCUUGGAGGCAUCCUAUAGCCUACUUGUCCAAGAAAUUGGAUCCCGUAGCGUCGGGAUGGCCCUGCCUUCGGAUGGUGGCGGCUGUCGCCAUCCUAAUUAAAGAUGCCACCAAAUUGACUCUGGGACAGCCAAUAACUCUACUAACACCCCAUACCAUCGAGGCCAUUAUUCGUCAACCUCCCGACCGCUGGAUUUCUAAUGCUCGGCUCACCCACUAUCAAUCUUUACUGAUAGAUAUGGACCGAAUCCAAUUCGGCCCCAUUGUGACUUUAAACCCAGCAACACUCUUGCCCCUUCCAGGAGGGCCCACCCCCCAUAACUGCCAGCAGAUUCUUGCAGAAACCCAAGGAACCCGACCAGAUCUCACAGAUCAACCCAUGAAGGACGCAGAGCUGGUAUGGUACACUGAUGGAAGCAGUUAUCUACUUGACGGGGAACGACGGGCAGGAGCAGCAAUCACCACCGAAUCAGAGGUAAUUUGGGCAAGUGCAUUACCGGAAGGAACUUCAGCUCAACGGACAGAAUUAAUAGCCUUAAAACAGGCAUUAAAACUAGCUGAAGGAAAGAAACUCAAUGUGUACACGGACAGCAGGUAGGCCUUUGCCACCGCCCACAUUCAUGGAGAGAUUUAUCGGCGGCGAGGAUUACUAACUGCAGAAGGAAAAGAAAUCAAAAAUAAAACUGAAAUUUUAGCUUUACUAAAAGCCUUAUUCUUGCCAAAGAAAUUAAGCAUCAUACACUGUCCCGGCCACCAGAAGGGGAAUCACCCGGAGGCAAAAGGGAACAGGCUGGCAGACGAAACUGCAAGGAAUGCGGCCCUGGGGCCACAACUCCUAGUGACUACCCUAUUGCCACAAAAGGCCACCUAUAACCCAACUGAAGGCACGUGGGAAUACCAGGGAAAAACUGUAAUGCCUAUCAAACACACCAAUGAACUAAUAAGAUCCUUACACAGACUUACUCAUUUGGGAGCUAAAAAGAUGAGAACCCUCUUGGAUCGUGGAGAAGGAAAUCUAUACCUGCCCCACAGAGACUCAAUCAUCAGGCAAGUUGUAAGAAAUUGUCAAGCUUGUGCUCAGGUUAACGCAGGUAAAAUAAAAUUUGGGAUUGGAACCCGGGCCAGAGGGCACAAGCCUGGAACUAGUUGGGAAGUCGACUUUACAGAAAUCAAACCUGGUAUGUAUGGAUACAGGUAUCUUUUAGUUUUUGUGGACACUUUUUCAGGAUGGGUAGAAGCAUAUCCCACUCGGCAUGAGACUGCUAAAGUUGUGGCAAAGAAGCUGUUGGAAGAAAUUUUUCCAAGGUAUGGUAUCCCAGGGACUAUUGGUUCAGACAACGGGCCUGCCUUCACCUCCCAGGUAAGUCAGUUGGUGGCCAGUACACUGGGGAUUAAUUGGAGAUUACAUUGUGCUUAUCGACCCCAAAGUUCAGGACAGGUAGAAAGAAUGAAUAGAACCAUUAAGGAGACUUUAACUAAAUUAACGCUUGAAACUGGCACUAGAGACUGGGUACAGCUCCUGCCAUUAGCUUUGUACAGGGCCAGGAACACACCUGGUCCCCAGGGAUUAACUCCCUUUGAAAUCCUGUAUGGCGCACCACCACCUGCUGUAAAUUUCUAUGAAACUGAGAUUUCUGCUCUGUUCACCCCCACCCUGCAGACCCAUUUACGUGCAUUGCAGUUAGUCCAAAAUGAAGUCUGGAAGCCCCUAGCGGCAGCCUACAAGGAACAACUGGAGAAACCAACAGUGCCACACUCCUUCAAGAUAGGAGACACCAUUUGGGUCCGGAGACAUCAGAACAAAAACCUCGAACCUCGCUGGAAAGGACCAUACACCGUCUUACUAACCACCCCCACCGCCAUCAAGGUAGACGGCAUCGCAGCCUGGAUCCACGCAGCCCACGCGAAAGCGGCACCUCCACCAGACUCCAUCUCUACACCCCAAGAAUCAGCAUGGAAAUUACAACGCACUCGAAAUCCCCUAAAGAUAAGACUUGCUCGCGUUUGAUUGUCCUUAUUGUUUGUUUUCCUUUCAUAGUAACCAGUCACAGUCCCCAUACCCCUAUGCGACUAACUUGGCAAGUUUACUCUCAAACUGGAGAAAUAGUUUGGACUACUACUGCGGCCCAUACCC